AAAAGGGUGCCAAAUAAAAAGGUGUGUUCCAUAUCAACAUUGACUUUUGGGAUUAUGGAAUGCAUAAGUACAAAAUAAACAUCACUCUUUUUAUAUUGAUAAAAGAACAAUGUAAAUUACUAUUUUAGCAGUCUUUUAGUGCUUGAUGGUAUUGGCAGAGCUAUACACUUGGUGGUAUAUGAAAGAAAAGGGUUCUAAGUUGCAACUCAGAGUUUUAUCAAUAAUAAAUAACAAACAACAUUAAAAAAAUUGGGGUUUCUGCAUUUAGUUUGCCAUUAUGAGACUCAAAUUUUUCUUAAUACAUUGUAUCUCUUUCUCUGGUAGAAGACCUCCCAAAUUUUCAAAAUAGAUUACAGUUUUAAGCUUUAUACGGCAAAUAUUUUAUUGCUACUCUGACCUGAGUUUUAAGUCAACCUCCAAGGUCAUAAAAAUUUAUGUUUGAUAUCAUGAAAAUCCCGCCACACGGAAAAGAGGCCGCGAAAGUAUGGAUGUACAACUGCACAUGUUUGCCCUUGGCCCUACCUAGGUAUUUGUUGAUUGGAACCAGGGUAAUAUAGAGUGGAACACCAUGAAUACCUAUAAUGGAAAGUUUACAAAAUAUUCACAUGGCAUGGCUGCAGGGAUGGAAUUUGAUAAUUCAGAUGAUGAGUUCAUGUUUGCUGAUGAUAACAUUGAUUCAGCUUUUGAAGUCCCUGAUCAGAAAUUUGCUGAAAACAAGUCAGAAAGCCUGGAUAAUGAUGCCCAGACGGAAAAGGCCCCAUGGAACAGUAACAAGGCAGUUAAUGCUGAUUCUAGCAAAAAUGAUAAUCAAGACUCAACUAUGCACAAAAAUAGUUAUUCUCUAUUAGAAGACUCCCCUGAAUCAUUUAAGAUAUCAGAUGAUGACAUGAGAGCUGCAAUUUUAAAGGGAGACCUGCAAUAUGUAGCUAAUGCAUUAAAUUCAGGUUUUGAUGCAGAAAGGAAAGUUAAGUCUGGAUGGACUAGUCUAAUGUUUGCUGCUAAUAAUGCACAAGUGGAUAUUUUGAAUCUGCUCCUGCAGCAUGGUGCAAAUGCAAAUUUCAAGAAAGAUCUUUACACCCCCUUAAUGGCCCUAUGCAGCACCACCAGUAAUAAUCAACAAAGUAUAAUUGAUUGUGCGACAAGUUUGUUGGAAGCUGGUGCCAAUGUAAAUGCACAUGACAGACAUUUGAUGACGCCAUUGAUGUUCGCUGCACAAAGGACAAGUCCUGAUGUUCUUGAACUCCUCAUUCAAAAAGGGGCUGAAGUUAACGCACAGGAGAAUCGAGGAUGGACAGCUUUAGCGUUCGCUGCACAUUCCGGAAAUGCUAAUUCAGUGAAGCUGCUAUUGAAACUCAAUGCUAAUUCUUCACUAUCUGCAUUUGAUGGUCAAUGUCCGGCUGAUCUUGCAUAUUCAAGGGGAUUUGCCACUAUAGCUGCAUUGUUAGACGAUUCCAAUUCAAUUUCAAAGAGACCAGACAGUAUUUCUCAGAUCAGAUACAAAAAGUUGGAAGAUCUGGAAAUGUUUCUUUUUGGACUUGACUUGGGGCAUCUUGUGGAACUUUUUCAGGAUCAAAACGUGGCUUUUCAAGACUUUUUGAAACUAACCGACGAAGAACUAAAACAGCUGGGAGUAAAUCAAUUAGGAGAUCGUAGGAAAAUUCUUGAAACCCUUCGCGGUAUUCACACGAACGAAUGGGAUUUGUCCGGGCUGACAAUCGAUAAAAACUCCAAGAUAAAGACAAUUGAAGCUGCAGCAAUUAUUUCAAACAUCACAAAGCACAUUGGCUGCAUUCAGAGCAGUGUGGCCUAUUUGUGUAAAUACAUUAAAAGUGACAAAGAAUUAAUAAAAGAGGAUGAACGGAGUUUCCAGAAGACAUUAGUUUUGCAAUGCAAAGACGCUUUAGAGGAAUCUGCUCGACUUCAAAAGGAUUUAAUCGAGUUACAGACAUUUGUAAACAAGGAGUUCGCAUCAUCGCUACAAGAACAGUGCAAUUUCAUUGGUAAAAAGGGAAAUGGGAGUGUCUUCUCAAAGCAACGAACCUUUGUCAAGUCUAUUUUGUGCUUGUCAUUCUUUGGAGUUUUUGCUGUCUCGAGUUUCAAGCUUUUUAGAUCAAUAUCUAGGUGAAAGUAGGACAUGCAACGGCUCCAAUAGGGCAUACCAAUGUGGUGUUUACGAACAGUGCUUUGAAAGUCUGUUGCCUGCCCAUUAAAAAAACAUACAUAUGUUAUAGUGAAGUAUCUUAUGUAAAAAUGCCUUAAUGCUAGCGUAUAGUACGUGGAACACCCAAACAGUUUCAGUCAAUUCUCGAUCUGUUUCCAAUGCACGCCGAUAGAUAGAUAUAGUUAAUUUGCCCCAUUUUCCCCAAAACAAUGUUGGCAUUGCAUCAUAGCCAUCCUAGUAUCAAAAUUACAGGUGACGUUCAAAUGGUGUAUUUGUUCGGAGAAAAUGUAACAUUGUUUGAAAGAGAGCGGAGAGCUACUAAUAUGAAUGACAAACGGCUUAUGGUGCUCGAAGCCUUUUGAUUGUCUGAAUGCCAAUCUGAGCAGUGUGCGCCAUUUAUGCUUAAAGAAGAAAGGCACUAAACCCUAGCCUUGUGGCACAUCUUUUAUUUUUUCCUUCCAAGCGGUUGACGUCCGAUUGUUUUCUGGUUCCUUACUGAGUUUACGCAACCGCAAUCUGCUCGAAAAUAAAAUUGACGAGACAAGUUUUCAAUUCUAAAUUACCAUUUUAAACAUCGAAGGAGAAGCUGCUGGCGUGCAUUUUCCCAUGGAUAAAUGUGUCUAGGUAUCAUGGCAUUUUUCGUGAACCCGGUGAAGUAUUAGAAGAAAAUGCACUGUCAUUUCUGCAUAGGAAAUAGUGCCACUUUUCCUGCAAACCCGUGGACGAUCAUUUGAUUAUCUUCCUAGAUACAACUAAACAUUGUAGUUUGCCAUAACGUAUUUCUAAUAAAAAUAAAAUAAUUGGUUUUUAUACCAUUUAUGUAAUAAUUAGUUGAUAUUAUUGCUAUCAUGUUCCCGUUUUAACCAACUUUUUAAAGUUCAAAUCGCUACUCAAGAUCAAAGACAAAUCGCCA
This is a messenger RNA of Rhopilema esculentum, 3074 nucleotides long. Its product is annotated as ankyrin repeat, SAM and basic leucine zipper domain-containing protein 1. The record is from RefSeq and is a predicted model, not a curated record. NCBI's taxonomy places the organism in Eukaryota, Metazoa, Cnidaria, Scyphozoa, Rhizostomeae, Rhizostomatidae. Gene Ontology annotation, molecular function: protein binding. Gene Ontology annotation, cellular component: pi-body.